This is a messenger RNA of Erigeron canadensis, 516 nucleotides long. Its product is annotated as RING-H2 finger protein ATL54-like. Bases 1 to 516 code for a protein of 171 amino acids. Lineage: Eukaryota; Viridiplantae; Streptophyta; Magnoliopsida; Asterales; Asteraceae. The transcript has a single exon. The record is from RefSeq and is a predicted model, not a curated record.
AUGGACAAUGACUACGAGUUUGAUCCGUUUAUUAUAUUAAUGUUAGUAGGAUGGCCAAUUAUUACGGUAGUAGUAGGUGGCCCACUUGCUGGUCUUUUUAUUUGUAUUAUUAAGUGUUGUUGUGAACGUCAACCUCCGACACAAUCAAUCGGGAUGACCACAAUGGCCAUUCGUGAGAGUAGUCCCGAAUUUGCAAUAGAUAUAAGUGAUGAUGAGGCAAGUGAUGAUGUCAGCGAGACCGAAGAAGAAGAAGAAGAAGAAGAAGAAAGCGCUUUUGAAGAAGACGAAAGCACCCCGAUUGUGGAGACCAAAAACAGACUGAAGGAACACAAGUACAACGAUGGCACACGCGACAUUAUCAAUAACAAUUGUGUGAUAUGUAUGGAAGGGUUUGAAGAGAAUGAGACAGUCCAAGUUGUGUCGUCGUGCCAACAUCCGUUUCAUACUAAAUGUAUUUACGAAUGGUUGUACCUUAAUCCAAGUUGCCCUAUUUGUCGAGUAUAUGUCAAAUCGUGA